Messenger RNA from Asparagus officinalis (garden asparagus), 842 nucleotides. Its product is annotated as basic blue protein-like. The transcript has 2 exons. The record is from RefSeq and is a predicted model, not a curated record. Lineage: Eukaryota; Viridiplantae; Streptophyta; Magnoliopsida; Asparagales; Asparagaceae. Gene Ontology annotation, molecular function: electron transfer activity. The coding region runs from base 196 to 711 and encodes 171 amino acids. Gene Ontology annotation, cellular component: plasma membrane.
UUAAACCUCACACCCUAAGGAAAAAAAAAAGAAAAAAGAAAAAGAAAAACGAAAUACAGAACCAUUCUUCGCCAACUACCCUUUUUCUUGAUCCUUAACCAGUUGACUUCCAACAUAUCCCUCAGCACCAAACCAGAUAAUAUAUAUAGGAUAUAGUUUCUAGCAUUACACCCAAAACAUACCAUAAACAAAGCCAUGGCAUCCAACACCUUCGCCUUCCUCUUCUCCAUCCUCUCCUUCCUCUCCUUCUUCACCAAAACCUACGUGCAAGCAAGGGAGUACUCGGUCGGCGACAACGGGCGUUGGGACCAAGGAGUCAACUACCUCACAUGGUCUCAGAAGUACAACUUUACCGUCGGCGAUGUUCUAGUUUUCAUCUACGUCAAGGGCCAGCACAACGUGUACCAGGUGACCGAGGAAACCUACCGAUCGUGCAAUUCAAGCUCGGGCGUGAAGGCCAUCCAUGACAGUGGCAAUGAUCGAGUGACUCUCACCGAGGCCACUCAAUAUUGGUUCAUAUGUGAUACUAAAGGCCACUGUAAAGGUGGUAUGAGAUUUGGUAUCAUAGUUGAGAACUCAACAGUGGCGAAAAUGCCGUCCGCGCCAUCCCCAGAUGAUUUUAUGCCUCCAGCUCCGGCGGGAAAUGGAGCGGGGAGAGGGAGGAGUUGGUGGGUGUUGGGUGUCUUGUUUGGGCUCUUCUUGGUUGCCUGAGGUGUUUUCAUGUCAUUAGUGUUACUAUCAAAAUUGAAAUUAUUGGUUGCAUUGACUUUUGUAUUACUUGCUUGGUUUGAGAUUUUUGUUUUAUUAAUGAGGCUAAAUUGCACUCAAAUACCUAGAAGUCU